Messenger RNA from Capsella rubella, 2666 nucleotides. RefSeq names its product multiple organellar RNA editing factor 4, mitochondrial. Gene Ontology annotation, cellular component: mitochondrion. The record is from RefSeq and is a predicted model, not a curated record. The transcript is spliced from 4 exons. Gene Ontology annotation, biological process: cytidine to uridine editing; mitochondrial mRNA modification. NCBI's taxonomy places the organism in Eukaryota, Viridiplantae, Streptophyta, Magnoliopsida, Brassicales, Brassicaceae. The coding region runs from base 160 to 2334 and encodes 724 amino acids.
CGUGGAUUAUCUGGUUGGUCCGGUCCGGGAGUGAAAACAUAGAUUAUUCCGCUAAACACAAAAACACAACGAAAAACCCUAAACCCAUUAGUCACUGACAUCUGAAAAUUUCAAAGUAAAAAAACGUCUCCGGCCGGUGUUUCUCCAUCUCCGGCAUCAAUGGCCAUGCUCUUGCACCGUCUCCGACGAGUUCUAGUCGCCGCGCCUUCCUACUUUCAAAGAUCCUUCAGUCUAUCUCGUCCCUCCGAUUUCACUAUUGUCUCAUCGUUAUUACCGCAAAGAUCCGUGGUGAAGCAAUCCUCGGAAUUAAAUCGAUCUCCGGCGAGAUUGUUCUCGACGACUCAGUAUCAGUACGAUCCUUACACCGGAGAAGAUUCGUUCGCCCCUGAUAACGAAGGAUGCGAUUUCAAUCAUUGGUUAAUCACAAUGAACUUCCCCAAAGAUAAUUUCCCGUCUAGAGAUGAAAUGAUUUCGAUUUUUGAGCAAACUUGUGCUAAAGGACUUGGUAUAAGUUUGGAAGAAGCUAAGAAGAAGAUUUAUGCAAUUUGCACAACGAGUUACCAAGGGUUUCAAGCAACAAUGACAAUAGGAGAAGUAGAAAAGUUUAGAGAUUUGCCUGGGGUUCAAUACAUAAUUCCUGAUUCUUAUGUUGAUGUUGAGAAUAAGGUGUAUGGAGGAGAUAAAUAUGAGAAUGGAGUGAUAACUCCUGGGCCAGUUCCUGUCCCUACUAAAGAAGGCUUUGAUUCUCUGGAGAAGGGACAAGAGAAAGCGCAGAGAAGUGAAACGACUCCAGAUCAGGGUCAAACCUCAGGAGAAGAGCUAGCUCAAAUUAAUCAAAGGCCAUCAGAUCAGAUGAGUUUCAAGCAAAGGCAAGAAACUUUGGCUCUUGAACAAGGGCAAGGUCAAGGAGCUCGAAUGUUAACCCCAGGACAAGGGCAAGUGCAAGGUCAAGGAAGUCGAAUACCAAUUCCAGGACAAGGGCAAAGUCGAGGUCAAGGAAGUCGAAUCCCUUCAUCUCAAGGGAGUUUCAAGCAAAGCCAGGGAACUCUAUCUGUGGGACAAGGGCAAGCUCAAAGAAGUGAAUUGCCUUCACUCCAAGGAAGUAUCAAGCAAAGCCAAGAAAUACCAACCCAUGGACAAGGUCACCAAAGUCAAAUUCCUUCAUUUCAGGGUAGUUUCAAGCAAGGCCAAGAAACCCCGACCCUAAGACAAGGACAAGCUCAAGGAAGUCAGAUGCCUCCAUUUCAAGGUGGUAACAACCAAAUCCAGGGAACACGAAUCCCUGCACAAUGGCAAGGUCAAGGAAGUCAAAUACCUUCCAAUCAGGUGGGUUACAGCCAAGGUCAAGGAGCUCAGACACCUCCAUACCAAGGAUUACCAAACAAUUACGGUCAAGGAGCAGCUGUGCACUACAGCAGAGGGCCACCACAAGGAAACUUUAUCCAAGGAACGCAAGAAACUUACAACCAAGGGAAUUACACUCCAGAAAAUGGUGAAAACUAUGCUCCUGCACAAGGAGUAGGAAGUCCAGGAUUUGGAAAUGGGAAUCCUGGAAACGGGCAAGGUCAAGGAGGUCAGUUAUUAUCUCCAUAUCAAGGGAGUUACAACCAAGGCCAUGGAAAUCCAGUACCAGGACAAGGCCAAGAAGGUCAAAUACCUUCAUAUCAGGUGGGUUACAGUCAAGGCUUGGGAGCUCCAGUGCCCCCAUACCAAGUAACACCACGAAAUUAUGGUCAAUGGGCAUUUGUGAACUACAACCAAGGACCACCACAAGGUAACUUUCUCCAAGGGCCCCAACAAAAUUACAACCAAGGAGGUCAAUGGAAUUACAGUCCACAAAACGGUGGACACUAUGGCCCUGCACAGUUUGGACAGUGGUAUCCUGGACCCCCUCAAGUUCAAGGAAAUCAAAUGCCUCAAUAUCAGCUUAGUUACAAUCAAGGUCAAGCAACUCCAUUCCCUGGACAAUGUCGAUGUCAAGGAUGUGGAAUGCCAUUUUAUCAGGGGAGUUACAUUCAAGGACAAAGAACUCAAAUUCCUGGACAAUGGCAAGGUCAAGGAUGUGCAAUGCCGUCAUAUCAGGCUAGUUACAAUCAAGUCCAGGGAGCACCAGCGCCUCCAUACCAUGGAAACUACAAUCAAGCAACACCAGGCAGUUAUAGUCAAGGGACAUCUGCAGUGAAACCAGUGAAUUAUAAUAUGCAGAACGGUGGAUACUAUGGUCCUGCACAUGGAUCGGCAGGAAAUCCAGGAUUUGCACAAGGUGUUACUGGACACCGGCAGAAUGAAACAUUUCAACUAGAUGAUCAGAGAAAUGUAGCAGGUGGGGAGUAGCAACAAUCCUGCAAAUCCCACUGAAACCAGAAAACCAAAUUCUUGAGCAUAUUACACAACUUGCUCGUCUCAUAGCUCAUGAUAACAGAAGUCUCCAGCUCUCACUUUCUGUAUAUAUGUUAAAUAGAUGAUUCAUUUCUUUCCGUUUCUACUAGAAAAGAAUAAAGGAUCAGAUUAGAGCAAUGCAGGAAUUGUGAAGCUUGCAGCUUCAAAGGAAAGUAGAUUUUUGUUGUGGUAAUAUACCAUUGAGCCAAAUUUUGUCGGUUGAGUAGUAUAAUAAACUUCAUUUUGAAAAAUUAAGUUCACUUGUAUAGUUUAUAUGUUCUUUUUGA